UUUGUAAUGUUUUGAAGUACCAUCUCCUUGGGAGAUUUGCACCAAACAGCUUGCAUUUUAUUUACAGGAAAAUGAUCCGCGGUAUAGCAUUAACAGCUAUACGCCAAGCGGUUCAGGCCCGUACGAUUGUUAGUCGUCUCCCAUCCGUGCCUGCGGCAGUGGUACCGUUGGCGGGACGCAGUUUUUCUAGCUUCCUGCGAUGCAACGAGGGUUCUUCACUUCGCACCGUCAUUGCAAAAACGAAUGGAUGCAGCGUACCUAAGCCCACCGCAUCCCUUCGGCUGCUUGAUUCCUUGCAAAGCAUCCCAACUCUGCAGACCCAACCGAGUCGAACAGUGAUUAAGUUUUCUUUGCGAAAAGGCAAAAGGAAGACUGUGAAAGCGGUAGUCAAACGGUUCAAACGACUCCACUGGGGAGGUUGGAUUCGCACCAUAUCCGGACGUCACAAGAAGCUGUGGCGCAAAAAAGGGAACCGCAAGCGCCGCCUUCGCCAACAUGUACUCGUAAAUGGAACGCAGGCCACUCUGCUAGACAAAAUGGUUACGAAGUACUGGAAACGUCCUAGGUACUACAUUGAUGAUCCAUAUGCACCCUAUCACACCAGGGAGGAGUUUGUGUAUACCAGAAGAAAGCCAUUGAAGUGAGAUUGGUUGUAAAGUAUUUCGUGGUUUAGUUUGAUCAUUAAAAUUAA
This is a messenger RNA of Anopheles nili, 691 nucleotides long. It is a transcript of the gene mRpL35, whose product is annotated as 39S ribosomal protein L35, mitochondrial. The record is from RefSeq and is a predicted model, not a curated record. Gene Ontology annotation, cellular component: mitochondrion; ribosome. The transcript has 2 exons. Gene Ontology annotation, biological process: translation. The coding region runs from base 72 to 644 and encodes 190 amino acids. Lineage: Eukaryota; Metazoa; Arthropoda; Insecta; Diptera; Culicidae. Gene Ontology annotation, molecular function: structural constituent of ribosome.